AUGGCGAGCGGCGGGAAAGUGGUUCUCGAGGACGUUACUUCGCUGGAUCUGAUGACGGAGCUGCUCCGCCGCAUGAGGUGCGCCUCCAAGCCCGAGAAGCGACUCAUCUUUAUAGGUCCACUGGGUUCUGGAAAGAGCACCCAAUCUCUUAUUAUUAAGGAUGAAUACUGCUUGUGUCAUUUGGCAACUGGUGGCAUGUUGAGAGCUGCUGUGGCUGCUAAAACCCCUUUAGGUAUUAAAGCUAAAGAAGCUAUGGAUAAGGGGGAUCUUGUUCCUGAGGAUUUGGUUGUUGCGAUUAUUGAUGAGGCCAUAAAAAGGCCAUCAUGCCAGAAGGGUUUCAUUCUUGAAUGGUUCCCUAGGACAGUAGUUCAAGCAGAAAAAAUCGAUGGCAUGCUGGCAAAACAAGGUGCCAAGAUUGACAAGGUGCUGAACUUUGCAAUUGAUGAUGCCAUUUUGGAGGAAAGAAUUACUGGGAGAUGGAUCCAUCCAUCUAGUGGCAGGACUUAUCAUACAAAGUUUGCUCCUCCAAAGGUUCCUGGUGUCGAUGAUGUGUCUGGAGAACCCUUGAUUAAGAAGAAAGAUGACACAGCUGAAGUCCUGAAAUCAAAGCUUGAAUCUUUUCAUAGGCAAACCGAACCCGUUAUCGACUACUACUCGAAAAAGGGCAUUGUUGGUCAGCUUCAUGCCGAGAAUCCCCCCAAAGAACUCACCGAUGAGGUGCACAAAGCUCUUUCCUAAGAGGAAUCACCUCGUCUCUCUCUGUUAACUUCAAUGCCCAUUUGAUUUUAUGUAGCUCUAUUCUUCGUUUAAGUUAUUCCCGUAUUUGAAUUGAUGCCAACGUUCUCAAUCGCAUCAACUUUUCAGGCUGUUUAUUUGUCUGUCGAUCUAAAUAAACAAACUUCUGAAACCAAGAGUUGUAUUGUUGUAUUAGUUAUUGUUGCGGGAGAUUCCAGCUACAAAACUGCUGUUACCUCCCUACUUUUCUUUAAACUUCAACGCUGGAAGUCGACUCUAUCUCUUCUUUUUAUUGUGUUGUCCUGUGAGUUGAUGCUAUCAGAUGAGACAUAUUAGUAGCAAAAGAUGGAGCUGUCA
This is a messenger RNA of Zingiber officinale, 1092 nucleotides long. Its product is annotated as adenylate kinase 4-like. The record is from RefSeq and is a predicted model, not a curated record. Bases 1 to 738 code for a protein of 245 amino acids. Lineage: Eukaryota; Viridiplantae; Streptophyta; Magnoliopsida; Zingiberales; Zingiberaceae. Gene Ontology annotation, molecular function: AMP kinase activity; ATP binding. The transcript has 6 exons. Gene Ontology annotation, cellular component: mitochondrion; cytoplasm. Gene Ontology annotation, biological process: nucleobase-containing compound metabolic process.